Cooperia oncophora is the source of this 1545-nucleotide messenger RNA. NCBI's taxonomy places the organism in Eukaryota, Metazoa, Nematoda, Chromadorea, Rhabditida, Trichostrongylidae. The record is from the annotation of a GenBank genome assembly.
AUGUUAUACAGCGAAGGCGGGAAAACAAGUGCUCAUAUCGAAGGUCCUUUUAUUUCGCGUGCGAAAAGAGGAUGUCAUCCACCGGAGUUUAUAAGAGCGUUUGGCGAUGAUCCAGUAGAAUCGAUACGUGAGGUCUAUGGUGAUGUGACGAAUGCCGCUAUUGUUACGUUAGCACCGGAAUUGAAAGGCAGUGAGAAAGCCAUAAGAUAUUUCACCGACAAGGGAAUAGUUGUCUCGCUUGGUCACUCGUCUGCGAAACUGAAAGAUGCAGAAAAUGGAGUGAAUAGCGGUGCUCGUUGUAUAACUCAUCUCUAUAAUGCUAUGCAUUCGUAUCAUCAUAGAGAUCCGUGCCUCAUCGGCUUGCUGGCAUCGAAGAUGACCAGCCCUGAAGGACUGAUCCUGGUUACGGAUGCAAUAGCAGCAUUGGGAAUGGGUGAAGGACGCCAUAAACUGGGAGAUGUCGUGGUGGACGUUGUGGGACUCAAGGCCGUAGCGGUAGGAACGGAUACUACAGCCGGCAGCGUCGCUUCAAUGCCGCAUUGUAUAAAACAUCUUGUCAAAGCAGCUCGAUGUCCUUUAGAAGAAGCACUCAUAUGCGCAACAAAGAAACCAGCCACCCUCCUUGGAAUCCAAGAUAGAAAAGGUAUCAUUGCUGUGAAUGCGGAUGCUGACUUGGUACUGAUAUCAGACAAUGUUGAUGUAAAAGCCACUUAUGUAUCUGGAAAACUUGACCCAGCUGUGGCGGAAGAUCGUCGUGGUAGUAAUGCUGCCAUCGCCAAUGCCGAUAACGAGAGCAUGAACGAUGGCCGUGCAUUAGUGCCAUCGGCGACUCGAAGCGGUGAUGUCAUCUCACCAACGAGAGCCGUUCUGACCCUAUCAAAAUCGAUGUUCAACGCUGGAUGCUUUUCCCUACCGUAUGCAUGGAAGCUUGGAGGUCUUUGGGUGUCAUUCGUCCUGUCGUUCGUCAUAGCAGGUUUCAACUGGUAUGGAAAUCAUAUUCUCGUGCGAGCAAGUCAACACCUAGCAAAGAAAUCAGAGCGUUCAGCGUUGGAUUAUGGUCACUUCGCUAAAAAAGUUUGUGAUUAUAGUGAUAUUCGUUUUCUCAGAAACAAUAGUAAGGCGGUCAUGUAUGUUGUUAAUGUAACUAUUCUAUUCUAUCAACUUGGAAUGUGCAGCGUAGCUAUACUUUUCAUAUCGGACAAUAUGGUACACUUAUUGGGUGAUCAAGUCGGUGGCGAUCGCCAUUCGCAGAUGAUCGUAAUGGCGUCAAUCACACUAGUAUUCAUUAUGAUAACGAAUAUGUUCACUGAAAUGCGGGUAGUAGUAUCGGCCUUUGCGCUGGUGUCAUCCGUGUUCUUCAUUAUUGGUGCAGCAGUGAUCAUGCAAUAUACCAUUAGGCAGCCGAAUCAAUGGCGAGAACUACCGGCAUAUACGAAUUUCACGGGUACUAUUAUGAUGAUCGGUAUGAGUAUGUACUCGUUUGAAGGACAAACUAUGGUAAGGUUUUUCCUCAUCCUUAAAAGUUUAUUGAUACCUAAUGUCUGA